AUGCCUGAAAAGACUUCUGUCCUCUUUGUCUGCCUGGGCAACAUCUGUCGCUCGACCAUGGCCGAGGGCAUCUUUCGGCACGAGGCGCAGAAGCCCGAGUGGAAGGACAAGAUUGGCCGAAUCGAUUCCUGCGGCACCGCGGCAUACCACACUGGCGACGAGCCUGACGACCGCACCAUGGCGACGCUGGAGGAGAAUGGCAUCACAGACUACGACCACGCGGCACGACGUUUUGCCACCUCCGACUUUGAAAAGUUUGACUACAUCUUCGCCAUGGACCGCUCCAACCUGUCGGAUCUUGUGCGCCUGCAGCGCGGCAACCCCGACGCCAAGGCGCGCGUCAUGCUGUUUGGCGAGCACAGCGGCACCGGCAAGGCGGAGAUUGUGAAUGACCCGUACUAUGGCGGGGACGCUGGCUUCAAAAAGGCGUUUGAGCAGUGCUCGCGCUUUACGAGGAACUUCUUGGAGGAUGUGGUCGCCGGGGAGAAGACGUCGCUGUAG
Messenger RNA from Akanthomyces muscarius, 501 nucleotides. RefSeq lists its product as uncharacterized. Gene Ontology annotation, cellular component: cytoplasm. Gene Ontology annotation, molecular function: non-membrane spanning protein tyrosine phosphatase activity; acid phosphatase activity. NCBI's taxonomy places the organism in Eukaryota, Fungi, Ascomycota, Sordariomycetes, Hypocreales, Cordycipitaceae. The record is from RefSeq and is a predicted model, not a curated record. The transcript has 3 exons. Bases 1 to 501 code for a protein of 166 amino acids. Gene Ontology annotation, biological process: protein dephosphorylation.